Spizellomyces punctatus DAOM BR117 is the source of this 3383-nucleotide messenger RNA. Its product is annotated as tethering complex subunit PEP3. The coding region runs from base 68 to 3292 and encodes 1074 amino acids. The transcript is spliced from 20 exons. Gene Ontology annotation, cellular component: endosome; HOPS complex. Gene Ontology annotation, biological process: intracellular protein transport; vesicle-mediated transport; endosome organization. Lineage: Eukaryota; Fungi; Chytridiomycota; Chytridiomycetes; Spizellomycetales; Spizellomycetaceae. The record is from RefSeq and is a predicted model, not a curated record. Gene Ontology annotation, molecular function: protein-macromolecule adaptor activity.
GUCAUUCACCACCAAAGCAACUUUCCUUCAAGGUUUUCGCAAACGCUUGGCCUCUUACCGCAGAGCAAUGUCCCUCUUUGACCAGUUUGAGAACGAUGGGAGUAUAAAUACCGAAGAGUUUGCGGCCCUGGAUAGACGAAAACAACUUGAUACCCGCUCGACGCCCGUAAUUCUUGAACAAGGAUAUGUCAGUGCUCGAGUUGAGAACCACACUCUUCCCAUGUUCUCCCUGGAUCGUGUCCAGUUUCCAUUUCCUAUUGGCAACUUGGUGUCCUUAGCAGUGUCAAACAAUAUGCUGGUGUUUGUUAUGGAGCAUAAGGGACACGGUGCAGGAAGGGACGGAGUGCAUACACAAAAGAUAUAUAGAAUUGAUUUGGGAAAGUCUGAUGCUAUUGAUGAGAUUGAUGCGACCUUGCGCCAGAAGACUGAUAAAAUUCGUAAAAUAUUUUUGGAUCCCAGCGCAAAGCACUUGUUGAUAUCCACCGAGGCUGGUGACAACUACUAUCUCUUCGAAAAAUGGAAAAAACCGAGAAUUUUAAACAAAUUUCGGGGAGUGAUCAUUGAAUCAAUAGGAUGGGGAAAGCCAAGAAACGUGACUGGGGAAUCCACUGGAGUAAUGCUCAUCGGGUCAAAGCAGGGACAUCUCUUUGAAGCUGAAUUGCAGCCGACGGAUGAGUUCUUUAAGCGGGAAGAGAAGUACUUCCAACAAGUCUUCACUAUUCCUGAGGAAGGCAUGCCUAUCAGCAGUUUGCGCUACGAGCAAUUUCCUGCAGUUCCGAAGAAAUGCGUAGUCUUUCUAGCUACCCCUAACAGACUGUAUCAGUUUAUUGGUGAUAUUGGGGAGGAUGAUGCUGAUAAAAGCAUGUUCAGUGAGCUUUUUAAGCAUUAUGAUGGUCAUACUGCAAAUUUCCAGGAGAUGCCAGGAGAUCUUGUGCGGACGGAACUACAAUUUUGGAGCCAGUAUCUCAAAGAGACUGGUUUUCCGAGUGUUCCCAAGACAUUUGCAUGGCUUACAGGUGCCGGUCUCUAUUGUGGGGACCUCGUCUUUGGUAAUCAGUCCGUGGGCGACAGUGUGAUCAAUAACGCACAAUUACUUCCAUAUCCGCGACCCCCCAGUCGUCAAGAAAAUGAAUCGCCUGCUGAAGGUCUUUAUCUUCCUGGGGACGUGCCGAUAUCUAUCAAUAUCACCAAAUUUCACUACCUGCUCCUGUAUGAAAGCUCGAUCAAAGCCAUAAACAUCUUGACAAGUGAAGUGGAUUACGAAGAACAGAUACCCUUGGAAUUCGGCGAGCUGGUGUUUGGCAUCUCUGUGGAUCCCCUCAAAAGCACCUACUGGAUUUUUACAAAUCUGGCUCUUUAUGAGCUGAUAAUAACGGAGGAGGACAGAGACAUAUGGCGUAUCUAUCUGAACAAAAAGAGCUUCGACGCAGCUCUUUCUUAUGCUAAGAAUCCUGCCCAGAAAGAUCAAAUCAUUACCGCUCAGGCAGAAUAUUAUUAUUCUCAACAGCGCUAUAUAUUGUCUGCUACGUAUUAUGCUCAGUCUGCGAGUCUCUCGUUUGAGGAAAUCGUUCUCAAGUUUAUCGCAAAAGAUGAGCGUGAAGCUUUGAAGCAUUUCCUUUUUCAGAAGCUUGAGCGGCUUAGAUCGCAAGAUGCGACGCAGAUCACCCUAAUAUCCACUUGGCUAGUUGAGAUCUUCAUCAACAGGCUAAAUGUUUUGCGUGAUAAAGUCAGCGAUGCAGCAGCCACCGUGGAGACCUUGAGUAGGAAUGCGGAGGCGACAGAGGGCCUAGAGGACGCGAAUUCCAAGAAGAAAACCCUAGAGGAAGAGGAGGCUAUCGCAAUUGAUGAGUUCAAGCAAUUUUUGCGAAAGUACAAGACACGACUGGAUCGCGACACUACUUCAAAAAUCAUUGCCAGCCACGGUCGGACCCAGGAGCUGCUAUAUUUUUUGGAACUGAUGGGUGACUAUGAGAAGGUGGUCACUCACUGGGUUCAAGAGCGACAAUGGCAGAGCGCUUUGGAUGUACUAGCACGGCAGACGUCUGUGGACUUGUACUACAAGUUCUCGCCAAUAUUAAUGGAAUAUGCCCCUUAUGAGACAGUGAAUGCAUGGAUAAGACAGCCCAACCUGAAUCCUCGUAAUUUGAUUCCCGCUUUGUUGAAAUACGAAGUGGUGAGAUCCGCAGGAAAGAAAGGGACAGAGGGACAAAAUCAAGCCAUCCGUUAUUUACAAUAUGUCACACAAAACCUGCAAAAUACGGACAUGACCGUUCACAACUACCUCCUUUCACUCUACAUAUCCCAAGCAAAACGUCAUGACGAAGAGGGCCUACUCCAGUUCCUGAAUUCCCAGAAGGACCAUCCCCGAUAUGAUCUUCAAUACGCCCUGCGACUGUGUAGCCAGCAUGGGUUGGCCCAGGCCUGUGUCCAUAUAUAUAGUGCAAUGAAUUUGCACGAGCAGGCUGUUGAUUUGGCAUUGAAGUUCAACGACUUGGAGCUAGCCCAGAUCAAUGCCAAUAAGCCCGAAGAAGAUAACUCGCUGAGGAAGAAGCUGUGGUUGCGGAUAGCGCGACACGUCAUUGAAGAAAACCGGGAUAUCAAACAAGCCCUGGCUUUCCUAUUGCAAACCUCAGAUCUUCUGAAGAUAGAGGACAUCUUACCCUUUUUCCCAGAUUUUGUCCUUAUUGAUGAUUUCAAGGAUGAGAUUUGUAGUGCACUGGAAGAAUAUAAUGAGCACAUUGACGAAUUGAAAGCGGAAAUGGAUGAAGCAACCAAGAGCGCUGAGAGUAUCCGGCUGGAUAUCCGAGAAUUGCGAAACAGAUACACGACCAUUCCGGUCGCAGAACGGUGCAAAUCAUGCCGAUCCCCGCUGUUGACACGACAGUUUUAUGUGUUUCCUUGUGAGCACGUUUUUCAUGCUGACUGCCUCAGCAAUCAAGUGAUCAAAGAAUCCACGCCGGCGAAAAGUAAGCGGAUACAAGACCUCCAGGAACGGAUUACACAGGAAAUUGCCGCAAAGAGAGCGGCACUAGUUGAUGACGGUGGCUCGAUACUGUCAUCGGCAAUGUUGGGAAUGAGGCGUGUUAAAGAACCAGGGGAAGCCAGCCCUGUUCCCUCCGCUGUUGAAACAAAGGGAAAUAAUAAGGCACGCAGUCCGGAUACCUUAAAGGAGGAAUUGGAUGAUCUUAUUGCAGCUGAAUGCCCCUUAUGUGGGGAUGUGAUGAUUAAAAGUGUUGAUAGACCUUUUAUCGCGCAGGAUGAGGGCGAUACCAUACGAUCAUGGCAACUAUAACGUCACAGUCCUGGGCUUGUAAUACUGCUGUAUAGUUCAUAUGUGUAUAUAUGAAUGCAAUCCAUAUAGUAUUUAAGUCUCAUAUCGGCAA